Beta vulgaris subsp. vulgaris (sugar beet) is the source of this 1796-nucleotide messenger RNA. RefSeq names its product serine/threonine-protein kinase STY13. Gene Ontology annotation, cellular component: plasma membrane. The record is from RefSeq and is a predicted model, not a curated record. The transcript has 6 exons. Bases 460 to 1560 code for a protein of 366 amino acids. Lineage: Eukaryota; Viridiplantae; Streptophyta; Magnoliopsida; Caryophyllales; Amaranthaceae. Gene Ontology annotation, molecular function: ATP binding; protein kinase activity. Gene Ontology annotation, biological process: protein phosphorylation.
AAAAAAAGAAACAUGGCAAUAAAUGAGGGGAGGAAAGGAGGCAGAGAGUAAAGCGGGUGUAAGUCUAAAAGACAUGAAGUCAAAUUUCAGGCAGUUCCAUGUGCUCACAUGGUUGACGAACUCUGAGUGAUAGAGAGAGAGUGGGAGAAAAAAAAAAGAGGAGAGAGAAAACCAUCAAAACAACAACCCAACUGAGCAAAGCAAACCCAAUUCAAUUCAAUUAUUUACACCCUCUCAUUUCAUCAUUUUCAUUCAAUUAAAUUCUAUCCUAGGCACAUAAAAGAAGCUUCAAAAACUCAAACCCAUAAAUACCCAGAAACUAAAUCACUAAAAAGAUUCAAACUUUCAAGUGUUUAGUAACACAAAUUUCAAUUUUUUCAAUCACCCUUUUGUUUUCCCUCUUUUUGAGUUUGAAUUGUAAAAAAAAAAUAAAAAGAGGAGAGAGAAAAUCAGAAGAAGAUGAAGGAGGGGGGAGAUGGUGGGUUUGUAAGAGCAGAUCAAAUUGAUCUGAAAAGUUUAGAUGAACAGCUUGAAAGGCAUCUUAGCAGAGCUUUAACAAUGGAAAAAAGCAAGAAAAAAGAUGAAUUAGAUGAUAAUCAAAGUAGUAGUAAUGUUCGACAUGAGUGGGAGAUCGACGCUUCUAAGCUCAUCAUCAAAGCUGUCAUUGCACGUGGCACUUUUGGAACCGUUCAUCGUGGGAUUUACGACACUCUUGAUGUCGCCGUUAAAUUGCUUGACUGGGGUGAAGAAGGCCAGAGAACAGCAGCUGAAAUAUCUUCGCUGAGGGCAGCCUUUACGCAGGAAGUUGCAGUGUGGCACAAGCUUAACCAUCCGAAUGUGACUAAGUUUAUUGGGGCAAAGAUGGGCGCAUCAGGGCUACAAAUACAAACAGAAAGUGGUCUAAUUAGUAUGCCAAGUAAUAUCUGUUGUGUUGUUGUGGAAUAUCUUCCUGGGGGUGCCCUGAAAAAUUAUCUCAUAAAGAACCGAAGAAAGAAGUUAGCUUUCAAGGUUGUCCACCAGUUGGCGCUUGAUCUUGCUAGAGGGUUAAGCUACCUCCAUGCUCAGAAGAUUGUUCAUAGAGAUGUGAAGACUGAGAACAUGCUACUAGACAAAUCAAGGACUCUGAAAAUAGCAGAUUUUGGUGUUGCCCGUGUUGAGGCUUCAAAUCCUAGUGAUAUGACUGGAGAGACAGGAACGCUCGGUUAUAUGGCUCCUGAGGUAUUAAACGGGGAUCCAUAUAAUAGGAAGUGUGAUGUGUACAGUUUUGGCAUUUGUUUGUGGGAAAUAUAUUGCUGCGACAUGCCAUAUCCCGACCUCAGUUUUUCAGAGGUGACUUCUGCUGUGGUUCGCCAGAAUCUAAGGCCAGAAAUACCAAGAUGUUGCCCAAGUUCAUUAGCUAAUGUAAUGAAGAAAUGCUGGGAUGCUAAUCCCGACAGACGCCCCGAAAUGGAUGAGGUAGUUUCAUUGUUGGAGGCGAUUGACACAUCGAAAGGAGGAGGAAUGAUCCCUGUUGAUCAGCAGCAAAGUUGUUUCUGUUUCCAAAGACGUCGAGGACCUUAAUUGGCUUUUCCAACAUUUUCGAUCCCAGAGAUGAAUUAUAGUAUGGAUUUCCUAUUGGGUUAUUAUUGCUUUGGCUUUUGCGAGAGAUACCAUCCAAUUUGUAAUUAUGGUCAAAAGUAAAGGUAGUAAUUUGAGUAUUUACAGAGGGGAAACAACAUUAUAGUUAUUGGUUGUUCCAAGUUGAAGUCUGCAAUAGUUGUGGCCGGACUGUAAAUCUAUUGCCCCUGUUUCAAUUA